AAACAUCUAACCGUUCGCGCUCAGAUCGUUCUGAUGGCGCAGUGGUAAAGAACUGGAUCAAAAAACAAGUGGGAUCAAAUUCGUGAUGUCAUUCCAAAAAUGUUUAACUUUGGCAUUUCAACGAAACUUUACGACAAGCACAAGAAGGCCUACCCUUGUUACGUGCGAAGAUGUUGGGGGAAUUCGUAUGAUUGGAAUUAAUCGACCCGAAAAGAAGAAUAGUGUCAACGCCGACACUGCAGACGAGCUCUUCAGUCAAUUCGAAAGAUUCGACGCAGAUUCUUCAGUCAAUGUGGCUGUACUUUUCGGCAACGGUGGGACAUUUUGUGCUGGAUACGACCUUGAAGAAAUAUCGAGGACAGACAAAACACUUCUCGACAGGUUUAAGCGUAGAUCACCUAUGGGCCCGUGUGGAAUGUUGACAAACAAGCCAAUUGUGGCAGCCAUACAGGGGUAUGCAGUGGCUGGCGGUUUUGAACUUGCUCUAUGGUGUGACCUAAGGGUUGUCGAAGAGACAGCCGUCAUGGGCGUAUUCUGCAGAAGAUUUGGUAUGCCGCUUCUCAACGGUGGUACUGUUCGUCUGCCGCAGCUAAUCGGGCUUUCUAGGACUAUGGAUCUAAUCCUAACAGGACGAGCCGUGGACGGAAAAGAAGCCUAUCAGAUUGGUUUGGCCAAUCGCUUGGUUGGAUGCGGUACGGGGGUCGGUCAGGCUUUACAACUGGCAACCCAAAUUAAAAAGUUCCCGCAAGAAUGUCUAAGGACUGAUCGGCGCAGUGCUUAUUAUGCUACGUUCGAAGCUGCCAGCCAGCUCGAAGCGAUGGAAUAUGAGCGGGCUAAUGCUGUUGAUAUUAUAUCCCAGGAAGGUGUUGAGGGUGCCAAACGUUUUGUGUCGGGAAUCGGCCGCCACGGCAGCUUUAACUUAACGAAAAUACAGGAAAAGUAGCAGGAAUGUGUAACUUAGCGUUGAUAUUGUAACUAUAUUUUAAUUGAGCACCUAUAUAGGUUUACACAGAGAUGUGUACAUAGUUAUUAGAAUGCAUGAAGUUUAUUAAACGAAUAAAUGUUUAUUGCUUU
Varroa destructor (honeybee mite) is the source of this 1074-nucleotide messenger RNA. RefSeq lists its product as uncharacterized. The record is from RefSeq and is a predicted model, not a curated record. Gene Ontology annotation, molecular function: catalytic activity. NCBI's taxonomy places the organism in Eukaryota, Metazoa, Arthropoda, Arachnida, Mesostigmata, Varroidae.